Letharia columbiana is the source of this 591-nucleotide messenger RNA. RefSeq lists its product as uncharacterized. NCBI's taxonomy places the organism in Eukaryota, Fungi, Ascomycota, Lecanoromycetes, Lecanorales, Parmeliaceae. The transcript has a single exon. The record is from RefSeq and is a predicted model, not a curated record. Bases 1 to 591 code for a protein of 196 amino acids.
AUGUCCGAAGAGAAGCUGGCGGCAGCUCUCAGGCUUAUCGACGAAGCUCACGCUCAAGACCCCAAGAAAAUUGAAGUCAAUGGCAAAGAGCAACCCUAUGAACUCCACUACAGCCAAAAAAUGAGCGAAUAUCUUGAAAAGCGCAACCCUUCUGCGCCAGAUACGUUACGACUCGCAGUUCGCGCGCAGCAUAUCAGACGUUGGGAGAUUCCGCGAGAUUCGUAUGCAAAGAACAAAGUUGGCUAUCACGCCUGGCGAACCUACCUCAAGAAGAGGCAGGCGGAUAUAGCUUUUCAGAUCUGCCUAGAUUGUGGCUACUCACAAGAUGACGCUGCGAGAGUGGCUUACCUUAUCAGGAAGGAAGAUCUGAAGAAAGAUGAAGAGACGCAGACGCUGGAAGAUGUGGCCUGUCUAGUGUUCAUGGAUGACCAAUUCGAGGAGUUCGAAAAGCAGCAUGACGAGGAGAAGACCGUAAAGAUCCUGCAGAAGACAUGGGGGAAAAUGAGCGAAAAAGGCCAUGAGCUUGCGAUGGCUUUGCCGUUGAGCGAGAGGUGCAAGGAUCUAUUUAGCAGGGCCCUUGCUGGAGGUUGA